Gallus gallus (chicken) is the source of this 3664-nucleotide messenger RNA. RefSeq names its product endogenous retrovirus group K member 8 Gag polyprotein-like. Gene Ontology annotation, molecular function: nucleic acid binding; zinc ion binding. The coding region runs from base 828 to 1958 and encodes 376 amino acids. Gene Ontology annotation, biological process: viral process. The record is from RefSeq and is a predicted model, not a curated record. The transcript has a single exon. NCBI's taxonomy places the organism in Eukaryota, Metazoa, Chordata, Aves, Galliformes, Phasianidae.
GAGACCUGUUGAUCAUGAUAGCUUGAGACUCGUCUCCCGCGGUCUUUUCCGACAAAUGGUGACCCCGACGUGAUACAGACCGGGGAACUUUGGCUGCCACGAACGGAGACUGCGUUGGGUUCGGGUCCCGCAGCUAGACGGACGGCGAAAGAGUGAAAUAUUGGACUCCGCGCCUUGGGCGACCACAGCGGUGGGCUCAACCGAUACGUGCUGCCGAAGCUUGGGGGGCUGCAACAGCGCUGACGUAGGUAAGGAUGGACAGGCAAGCAGCAUAUGAUUUAUUCUCUGCCUUUCUGAGAAAGAGGCAAUUCCGGGGGGUAGACUUAGAGAAGGAGCUCCCUGCCCUGCUGAGUCAUGCAGUAUCACACGGGUUUUUCGCUAACCCUCACUUAGUACACACGCUAGAUGAGUGGCGACGGUAUGGGGAUAAGCUUUGGGAGUUGGUGUUGGAAGAUGACAAGGUAGCAAAAAGGAUGAGUAAGUUGUGGAAGGCAGUGCAUAACGAGUUGUUGAUGGGUCAGGCGGAGAAGAGGGCUGCGCAGGGAGCGCAGGCAGCUCAAGAAAAGAACAAAGAUUAUGGGUUGAUCUGGGAUAACACUCCCAACCCCCCCUCCUUUCGCAUGGUUAUGCUGCCCGCUGCUCCCCCCGCAUCCGCAAAUGGAGUGCAGGCUCAGUCAACCGCAGAGCCUGUGGAGGCACCCCCGCGUCGGGUUUUAGGGCCAUCAGCAUUAGAUGGUUCCGGGUCGGUUCCCGGUGCCGAGUCUGACCUUGCGGAGGCUAUAGCCAGGUAGAGACGGGAGUUGUGGACCACGUUAGCAAAACAUGGGAUGGAGGACGGAGAUAAUGAGCUUGUGCAGGCAGUGACUGAAAAUCUUGCGUUCCCAGUUGUCUACACUCCCACGCAGCAGGGCGGGUUACAAGCAGAAAUUCGAACUUUAGAUUGGAAAAUGCUGUCCCAACUACGGGCUACAGUGGGGACAUAUGGGGUAACCAGUGAGCCGGCUAGACAGAUGAUGGAAUAUUUAUUCAGUGCGCACAUACUACUCCCGGCCGAUAUUAGAGGCAUAGCUAGGUUAAUUUACACCCCCCAUCAACUAAUAUUGUUUAACGCACACUGGCAGCAGGAAGCUGCAAUAUCGGCAGCAGUGCAGAGGGGUCCGGGAGACCCUCUGGCAGGCAUAACAAUAGAACAGUUGAUGGGUCUCGGGGCAUGGACUCGGAUAGAGGCACAGGCAAUUUCGGGACCUGAUGUUUCCCGAGAAAUAAUGGCUGUAGCCAGACGGGCUAUGGACAAGAUAAAGGCUCCUGGAGGUACACCUAUUUACAUGGGGAUACGACAGGGGCGGGAAGAGCCGUUGGGUGAUUUUGUGGAUAAGGUUAUGGAUGCGAUUAAAAAGGCUAGCGUACCAGAGUACAUGCAGGGGGCAUUGCUUAAGCAGUGUGUGCUUCAGAAUGGGAACUCGAAUACUCGGUCCCUUGUCAAUACCCUGCCUGGGGAUUGGUCGAUCCCAGAGCUACUGGAAAAGGCCGCUACGGUCCCCUCGGGGACCCAGGCUUUCCUAGUGAAUGCCCUGCAGAAGAUUGGGGAUGGGUUACGGGAGCAGGCCAGAGCAUUGCAGGAACAAUCAAGGUCAGCUCAGACCCAGGUGUUAGCAGCCCUUGCGCCCCUCCAAGCUACCGUCUCCACGGGCCCCCACCCGCGCGGCAACCCCUGCAUGAAGUGCUUUCGCUGUGGGAAUGUCGGACACAUCCGCCGUGAAUGCCAAGCAGAUGGGGUCUGGUGCGGCAAGUGUCAAUCGAACACCCACAAUGCCAACGCCUGCUGCCGAAAGUCGGGAAACGCGAGGAGCAGCGCGAACAGCAGCCGCGCCCGGACACAAGUAGCAGCUGCAACAUCGAACGCCCCCGGCAGCAACAACCCCAGCCUGCCACAAGCGGGAGCCUCGGCUUGGACGUAGCAGCCUCAAUAGACAUUACCAUCUUAUCUAAUCAACCCCACCUAAUUGCUACCGGACUGUUUGGCCCUGUUAUGAUAAAUGGACAAGCGGUGGGAGGGCUGCUGCUCGGAAGAUCAUCAGCCAGCAUGUUAGGACUAUUUGUCUUGCCUGGGGUCAUAGAUGCGGACUACCAAGGAGAAAUUAUGGUUAUGGUGCAUACCCCUUACCCGCCAAUAAGGAUUAACAAGGGGCAACGGAUAGCUCAGCUAGUUCCGCUGCCGCAACUAACGAAAGGGAUGAUACCCCUAAAGCAGGAACCGAGAGAGCAAAAAGGAUUCGGUUCGACUGGCGGACUAACUCUGCUCACUAUUGACCUGUCAGAUCGCCCAAAGAAACCAUGCACAUUGUACUACCGAAAUCAGAGCAUUAUUCUGACAGGAUUAUUGGACACGGGCGCAGAUACAUCGAUCAUUACCCCAGGAGAAUGGCCGUCGGAAUGGCCACUUCAAUCGUCCACUACUACAGUGACCGGGGUUGGAGGAGUGACGUUAGCAAGCCGGACUCCCAUGCUCGCUGUAGAAAUAGACGGCCGAAGAGCCACAGCUGUGUUUUCACUAGCCCUGCUUCCGCCCACAGUAUCCUGCCUUAUCGGUAGAGACGUGUUGGCUCAAUUAGGCCUUGUCCUUACCAAUGAACACCCUUUAGGAUAACGGCCAUUGCUUGGACUUUCCCGCUGCCACUUACAUGGACUACGAACAACCCGGUUGUGGUUAAGCAACUGGCCACAUUACGUGCCUUGACUAGUCAGCUGCGAGAGGAGCGGGACCUCGGUUUUGAUGCAUGGCUCAAAGGGUUGGGCCUUGGGCCCUGGCUGCGAAACCUCAUCGAGUACGCCUCAAUAAUCAUUAGCAUUGUUUUGUUAGCAUUGCUUCUGCUACCCUGUAUUCUUCAAUGUCUGCAGGGAAUGAUUGCCAGACUGAUCUCCAGUAGCUUUGCCGGUUUUGUUGCCCAGAAAGAAAACGGGGGAAGUGUGGAGAGCCUGUACACAGAGUGGCUACGUGACAAGGGCCACAAUGGAAUGCCACUCGUGAAACAAUAAAAGAAAGUAUGUAACUAGAGGCAAGGACGGCUACUCGGGUAGAUGGAAAACAGGAUGCAUAUCUACAGCAAUGAAGAAACAGUAACAGCAAGGCUAACCACGAAGGUCAAGAUGAAGUAAUGCAUAAUCCGCCAAUCCUGAGCUAUGCUUUUGCAAUAUGUAUAAGCUCAUUACCUACUGUAUAAAUACAAUACCAAUGUGCCUAAUAAACGAGACCUGUUGAUCAUGAUAGCUUGAGACUCGUCUCCCGCGGUCUUUUCCGACACUGCUGCUGAUGUCAAGUUGUGGAGCCCUAAGCUUGGGUGUGAAACGACCAUGCUCCUUUCAGCCUGUCUGCACCUGACUAGCAAGGAGAGUUUUGUCCUGUGGCUUAUGCAACCUCAACCGCUUCCUGUGUCCACUUAAACAGCAUCAACAGCAGCUGCUGCAGUACCUCCAUGGCUAGGAAAUGGCACUGGAUCCCAUCAUGUUUCUGUUUGCUUAGACUACCAGCCAUACAGCCUACUGCCUGCUUGUCAACCCUUUAUUCUAAAUCCCUGGGCAUAAAACUGCUCUGUUUUCUCAACAGAACGCCCAGGAAUCCCAUGGGGUGGCUGUGCCAACACCGUCAGUGCCGGAAGACUUUGAG